ACUUAAGAGUGCUUUAUUAGGAUACAUGCAUUCAGAGAUAAUUUAAAGUAAUCACAAGUGAUACUCAAUCAAUUUGCUAACUUUUAACUAAAUCAAUAUGUCAAUUAUUUGAAACUAGGGAAUGUUCCUUCCCUGUACAACAAACAAGUCAGUAAAAUCUGAAGUGCGAGACUAAUCAUCUUAUAUGCCACUUGAUGUUAAUACAAAUGAUUUUAAAAAAUUUCAAUGUUUGUAGUAUUACAUAGGUUGUGUAUGUCCUUUUGAUACAAAAAACAAAAAAAACAAAGGACUGUUAUUAAUUCAAGUGUUGUGUAUAAGUUGUCCCUAAUCUUUCUAUAAUAAUGGAUGAGGCAGAAAUAUUUGCCUUUUGGAAGUUGAAGUUUGUUGCCCCAACCUUCUCAACUGCCAUAGCCAAUGCCCAAGCAGUAUCCAAAAUCUUAAUUGAAAUUUUAUAAUCAUGUUGGUUGCAUUUUACGGUGAAUUGAAAUUGUGUUCAGCUGGGACUUAUAUUAUUCCAUGGAUUUCUCAGAGCUCAUUUUGCUUCUGUUUACCUCACUUAUCAUUCUUAGAAGCUCAUAUUGUCUACUACUCAUACUUAAAAAUACCUGUUGAUUUCCAUUGUUGUCUACUCACUUAUCAUUCCGCAGCGGAGCAUUUCUUAUCUUGAACAAUAUGGCUCCAGCUUCAAUUUAACAUGCAUGUUAUAUAUUUCCCUUUGCGAUAUAUUUCCAUUUGUGAUCUCCAUCAACCAAUAUGAACAUACACAAUAACCGCGGCGAAGCGCGGGCUUGCACCUACCUGGCGUAGUUGUCUGGCUACAGUCGGAGACAUGGAAGAGAGACCGAAGAAGCUACUGAUCCUCUACGCAACUGAAACCGGAAACGCCUUAGACGCCGCUGAGAGAAUAUGCCGCGAAGCCGAGCGCAGAGGCUGCUCUGUCCACCUCCUCUCCGUCGACCAAUACGACGCCAGUUGCUUGCCUCAGGAGGGCGCUGUAAUUUUCGUUGUUUCAACCACAGGACAGGGUGACACUCCCAAUUCCAUGAAGGGAUUCUGGAAGUAUCUAUUGCAAAGAAAUCUAAGUAGGCAAUGGCUGGAGGGGCUUAACUAUGCUGUUUUCGGAUUGGGUGAUUCUGGUUACCAAAAGUUCAAUUUUGUUGCAAAGAAGCUAGACAGAAGGCUUUUGGAUCUCGGGGCGAGCGCUUUUGUGGAAAGGGGUCUAGGAGAUGAUCAGCACCCAUCGGGAUAUGAAGCUGCUCUGGAUCCUUGGAUGGCAUCUUUGUGGAAAAUGUUGAAUACAAUCAGUUCCAGCUUCUUCCCAAGUGGCCCAGAUUUUUUGAUUCCAUAUGAGGAUUUGAUGGCUCAACCGAAAAUUCGGGUUGUGUAUCAUGACAUUGACAAUGUGGACUCACCACAACCAACUGGUUCAGACUUGAAUCACAUUGAGUUGCAGAUUGAAAGGACUCGGAAAAUGUCUGAUGUAAAUUAUUCUCCUGACAAGAAUAGGCCUGACUGCAUUCUUAAACUGGUCAAAAAUCAACCAUUGACUAAAUCAAGUAGUAAAGAUAAAGAGGUGCAUCACUUCGAAUUUGAGUUUGUUUCAUCUGCUAUUGAAUAUGAAGUCGGUGACGUCCUUGAGAUUCUGCCUAGUCAAAAUCCGGCUGCAGUAGAUGCUUUCCUACUACGUUGUAAUUUGGACCCUGAAUCAUUUAUCACUGUCCAUCCUUUUGAUAUGGAGAAUCAGCUUCUUAAUAAUCCUGUUCCUGUCAAAUUAAAAACUUUUGUUGAGUUGACAAUGGAUGUUGCAUCAGCUUCCCCUAGACGCUACUUCUUUGAGGUUAUGAGUAUGUUUGCAACAGCUGAGCAUGAAAAGGAAAGACUUCAAUAUUUUGUGUCACCUGAAGGAAGAGAUGACCUAUAUCAAUACAAUCAGAGAGAACGGAGGACUGUUCUGGAGGUAUUGGAGGAUUUUCCCUCUGUUCAAAUGCCUUUUGAAUGGCUGGUUCAGUUGGUUCCUCCUUUGAAAACGAGGGCUUUCUCCAUCUCUUCCUCCCCUACUGUUCACCCUAAUCAAGUGCACUUAACAGUGAGUGUGGUAUUAUGGACAACACCUUUUAAAAGAAAUCGAGCAGGUCUUUGCUCAAAUUGGCUGGCCAAGCUUGAUCCUGAACAAGGAGUUCAUGUUCCAGUGUGGUUCCAAAAAGGCUCCCUCCGUCCCCCACCACCAUCACUCCCUCUUAUUCUCAUUGGACCUGGAACUGGAUGUGCACCCUUUCGUGGAUUCAUUGAGGAAAGAGCCAUACAAAGUUUGACUGGUUUCACUGCUCCAGUCAUAUUCUUCUUUGGAUGCAGAAAUGAGGACAAUGAUUUCUUGUAUAGAGAAUUUUGGUUAUCUCAUUCACAAAACGACGGGGUACUUUCAGAAGCAAAGGGUGGAGGCUUUUAUGUUGCCUUUUCAAGAGACAAGCCACAGAAAGUCUAUGUGCAGCAUAAGAUGCACGAACAUAGUCACAGGGUGUGGAAUUUUCUGAGUGAGGGAGCUGCAAUCUAUGUAGCCGGGUCUUCGACGAAAAUGCCAUCAGAUGUAUUACUAGCAUUCGAGGAAAUUAUCUCCAAAGAAAGUGGGAUUCCACAGGAAUCUGCAGUCAGAUGGCUUAGGGCUCUGGAGAAGGCCGGAAAAUACCAUGUGGAAGCAUGGAGUUGAAUGUUGAUUGUAUUAAGACUGAAUAUUUUUUUAAGGAAUAUGAGAGUGAAGCACUAGAGGUUGAAAUUUCAUGGAACUUGGUGUUUUAUACGUAACAGAGUCAAUUUGAGACAGCGGAGCUCUGCUGCGCAUUGGCAAAGUGAUCAUAGGCUAGUCCCGGCAAGUUGAUCUCAUUUCGUUUCAAUUCUUCCGUUGGCCUUUUCUGUCGAUAGAAAAGGAAUCAAUUAUUCUGAUUCAUUGGUAGUUGUCACCCUCAAAGAUGAUAGAUACUUGUAUUUGUAAAAGGAAAAAUACGUUAUUGAGAAUCUCAGUUCCUCAUUUGGAAUGUCAUUGUGAUGAA
Messenger RNA from Argentina anserina (silverweed cinquefoil), 3044 nucleotides. RefSeq names its product NADPH-dependent diflavin oxidoreductase 1. The coding region runs from base 830 to 2704 and encodes 624 amino acids. Gene Ontology annotation, cellular component: cytosol. The transcript has 13 exons. Gene Ontology annotation, molecular function: flavin adenine dinucleotide binding; NADPH-hemoprotein reductase activity; FMN binding. Lineage: Eukaryota; Viridiplantae; Streptophyta; Magnoliopsida; Rosales; Rosaceae. The record is from RefSeq and is a predicted model, not a curated record.